Exophiala xenobiotica is the source of this 1103-nucleotide messenger RNA. RefSeq lists its product as uncharacterized. NCBI's taxonomy places the organism in Eukaryota, Fungi, Ascomycota, Eurotiomycetes, Chaetothyriales, Herpotrichiellaceae. The record is from RefSeq and is a predicted model, not a curated record. The transcript has a single exon. Bases 418 to 807 code for a protein of 129 amino acids.
CCUACCUAGGUAGGCUGCGCUGACAUUCAUCUACAACGUCGAGCAACCUGCCUUCCUGUGCGGUGCGAGUCCGACUCGGUCUUUCCCACCAGUGGCCGCUUUCGCCACAGGUGCCCGUUCCCAGCACUCAUCGAGGAAUGGCCGGAAUUUGCAGACGAGAUUGUACUUGAUCUACGCAAUUCCAAGCACGAGUCCGAUAUCGACCCUCCCGUCCGUACACCCAAGCGCUCGACCUCCACGCAGAAAGACGCAUGGUCCGAAACCAGCGAGGAAGAAGAGGAUGAAAUCUUCACUCCAAGAGGUCAGCCCGGCGAGGAUUCCGUGACAAGUUGUGAUGCAAGCGAAAAAGGAGGUCUACUCCAAGGUCUGUUAGACUAUGCUGAGUACGAACAUGUCGAGCGUGAUCCAGAAGGUGCAAUGAAGAGGCGGGCAACGAGGAUUGAUAUCUCGGAAGACGAAAUCCCAGUAAAGCAUGAAGAUCCAUGUGUUGUCGACCAUGGUCAAGCGCCUAAAAGCGUUUUGAUGGAGAUUGACGUCCAAAGGAAACUGUGUAAUGUUUGCUUGAAGCGCUUCUCCAGAACCGACGCCCUGAAACGCCAUCACAAGUCCGUCCACCAGAGACUCAGACCAUUCAAAUGUAUUGACUGUGGUCUUCGAUAUCAACGCAAGUAUCUCCUCGACCCGCACCGGGGCUUCCGCAGAGCCGUCCACGCCAGGGCCAGGGUUGCUAGAUCUCUUGAGCAAGGAGAACGCGGGACACACAAAUUAUUUGGCGCGAGGAAAAAGAUCAGAACAAAGGAAGCUUGAACCAGGACUCGUCCAUUGUGCAGCUCUACCUCCUGAAUGAUGGAGCCAUGAAUAUGCAGGCUGUCCUGUCAGUCGUGGCUUGGGUCGAUGGUUUCGUGCAGAUUCCUGACUUGAGCUUAGUUAUCGAUGUAAUCUAAUAUAAGACCGACCUAGCCCUCAAAAAAGGUCGGGACGGUAACAGGCUCUCCGCUGGCCACAGCUGCGACGCUCUCCACAAAGCCUUAUGUGUUCAUGCACGGAACCGGCUGGGAGGAUGUGCAGGCGAGGAAAGGCCGCGAAAUUUCUCAGGACCCAUA